UUAAAAAAUUCCUUUCAGCACCAGCCCACCCUACUGCUGUGUGGAUCUGUAUUCCCUGAGAACAGGAGAGAUGGUCAAGUCCAUCCAGUUCAAAACUCCCAUCUAUGACCUGCAUUGCAAUAAAAGGAUUCUUGUCGUGGUCCUGCAGGAGAAAAUCGCCGCCUUUGACAGYUGCACUUUCACCAAAAAGUUCUUCGUUACCAGCUGUUAUCCUUGUCCAGGGCCAAACAUGAAUCCCAUUGCUCUUGGAAGCCGUUGGCUUGCCUAUGCAGAAAAUAAGCUGAUCCGAUGCCAUCAAUCCCGUGGUGGAGCCUGUGGAGACAACAUUCAGUCUUACACUGCCACAGUCAUUAGUGCUGCCAAAACAAUAAAGACUGGACUGACAAUGGUGGGGAAGGUGGUCACACAACUCACAGGAACGCUGCCAUCAGGAGCUACUGAAGAGGAAAUUCUGGCUCACAGCAACCUCCGCCGGAGUCCCCUGGUGCCUGGGAUUGUCACCAUCAUCGACACCGAGACCGUGGCAGAGGGACAGGUGUUGGUGAGCGAGGAUUCGGACAGCGAUGGCAUCGUGGCCCAUUUCCCUGCCCAUGAGAARCCCAUCUGCUGCAUGGCUUUCAACCCCAGUGGGAUGUUGCUGGUCACCACCGACACGUUAGGCCAYGAUUUCCACGUUUUCCAAAUCCUGACCCAUCCUUGGUCAUCCUCACAAAGUGCCGUCCAUCAUUUGUACACACUUCACAGGGGAGAGACCGAAGCCAAAGUCCAGGACAUCUCRUUCAGCCACGACUGCCGCUGGGUGGUGGUGAGCACUCUGAGAGGCACAUCCCACGUUUUCCCCAUCAAUCCAUACGGGGGCCAGCCCUGUGUCAGGACACACAUGUCCCCCCGUGUUGUCAACCGCAUGAGCCGCUUCCAGAAGAGCGCGGGGCUGGAGGAGAUCGAGCAGGAGCUGAGCUCCAAACAGGGUGGACGCUGCAGCCCCGUGCCCGGCCUGUCCAGCAGCCCCUCUGGCUCUCCUCUCCAUGGUAAAUUGAACAGCCAAGACACUUACAAUAACUUCACAAACAACAAUCCCGGCAAUCCUCGGCUCCUGCCUCUCCCAAGCCUGACUGUGGUGUUGCCUCUUGCUCAAAUCAAGCAGCCAAUGACAUUAGGGACCAUCACCAAACGCACAGGCAAAUCCAAACCAGCUCCACAGAUUUCACCCAGUAAGUCUGUGGGAGGGGAGUUUUGUGUCGCUGCAGUCUUUGGAUCUUCAAGGUCAUGGUUUGCAAACAAUUCCGGUCUCAAACGAGAAAAAGAUCAGUCGAAGCAGUUUGUGGUGGAGUCGUUGUACAUCAUCAGCUGCUACGGGAGCCUGGUGGAGCACGUCCUGGAGCCGCGGCCGCUCAGCACCGCGCCCAAGAUCAGUGAUGACACCCCUCUGGAGAUGGUCACCUGCCCCAGGGCCAGCUGGACUUUGGUUAGAACUCCUCAGUGGAAUGAGCUCCAACCACCAUUUAAUGCAAACCAUCCACUGCUCCUGGCUGCAGAUGCUGUGCAGUACUACCARUAUCUUCUGGCUGGCUUGGUGCCACCGGGGAGCCCUGGGCCCAUCACCCGGCACGAGUCCUACGACAGCUUGGCCUCGGACCACAGCGGGCAGGAGGAUGAGGAGUGGCUGUCACAGGUGGAAAUCGUGACUCACACUGGGCCCCAUCGCCGCCUGUGGAUGGGUCCCCAGUUCCAGUUCAAAACCAUCCAUCCCUCUGGCCAAACCACCGUCAUCUCCUCCAGCUCCUCUGUGCUGCAGUCACACGGGCCCAGCGACACCCCRCAGCCCCUCCUGGACUUUGACACAGAUGAUCUCGAUCUCAACAGCCUCAGGAUCCAGCCGGUGCGCUCGGAGCCCGUCAGCAUGCCGGGCUCACCGCGGCCCGUGGCCGACCGCCGGGGMGUCUCCACGGUCAUCGAUGCUACUUCAGGUGCCUUCGACCGGAGCGUGACCUUGCUGGAGGUGUGUGGGAGCUGGCCCGAGAACUUCGGUCUGCGCCACAUGUCCUCCAUGGAGCCCAGCGAGGAGGGGCUGCGCGAGCGCCUGGCCGACGCCAUGUGCGAAUCCCCCAGCAGGGACAUGGUGGGAUCAGGAACAGACACAGCCGGUGAAGUAGCAGUAAAAAACAUCACCCCAAAGAGGCACAUGGCUUUGAAAUGUUUUGAGCUUCAGCGAGAGGGAAGCAUAGAGACGCUGAGUAACAGCUCCGGUUCCACCAGCGGCAGCAUCCCCCGCAACUUCGACGGCUACCGCUCGCCCCUCCCGACCAACGAGAACCAGCCCCUGAGCCUGUUCCCCACGGGAUUCCCCUGAGCCAGCCCAUGCUGGGGACACCCAGACAGGGUAACGAGCCGCCCUCUGCCCCAGCGAUCCCGCUGUGUCUGUCACCUGCCAGCCCCGGCACGGGAUGGUUCUCGUUACCCUGAUGAAUAUUGACGACUCUUGAACCUUGGUGGAAUCUUGGCUCUGUGUUCCUGUGCAAUAUAAAGAGGCUCCCUCUUCAAUCCUGAUAGCUCUGCAGCUUCUUUUCUCGCUGUCUUCAGGAAGAGGUUGGGUGAGGAGAAAUAUUCCUAAGCCAUCUUGGGUCAAGCACAUGGUUUCACAACCGUUCUCUGCUUUUUUCUGUGCUGAGAGACAAAUCUGCGYAACUCGGAGGAGCUCUCACCGUUGGUGAAAGCGCCGAGCAUUAAUGGAUGAACUGGAGAGACUGGAAACUGGAGGACUUUCUGUGGACAGGGUGAUGAUGUUAUUCCUUCCUCGUCGCGUCUCCUUGCUGCCCUUCUUCCCCUCUGAUACUCAUCAAUACCAGGAGUAUUACAAAUGGAAAUGUUUCUUUUUGUUCUUUGGAAGAAUUCUCUCUAUCUCUCUCUUUGCUCCGGUUUUCUUCUAGUCAUGUAUUUUAGAAACGUACUUAAUUGACUAACUGCAGUCACRGAUUUCUCAUCUUUGGUUAUAAAAGUUGUUCAUUGGAACUCAGAUAUCUGUCCAGAAAUGCAUGUGUCAUUGAAUAAAUCUAAGUUAAACAAGAAAAUGCUUAAAUGGCGAUGUUCAYGGAGUGUUACUGGGUUGACUGUGGGCUUUGUGUAUCUCCCUGGACCAGACUCUGUGCAUAUUUACUGACUUGAGGGCUUUAAUUAAAGCCAUCAGGGGCUGUUUUACAGCCAGUCUAGCAUGGCUUUGCCUCCCCUCCUCCUUGUCCCCGUGUGCACAGACAGGAUUUUUGAAAACAAGGUGUUCAGGUGGUGUGCCUUGCACCCUCUGGGCACUACUCAAAACCAGCUCCCUGCUUUGGCUGGGGCCCUGCUCCUUCAUCCCCCUGAUUUCAGUGGGAUAAGGACCAGGUGCUGGAAGCAGAGGCCCCCAWUUCCACCCAUCCUGUUGUAGGA
Molecule: messenger RNA, 3423 nt
Organism: Malurus melanocephalus (red-backed fairy wren)
Lineage: Eukaryota; Metazoa; Chordata; Aves; Passeriformes; Maluridae
Gene: BCAS3
Product: BCAS3 microtubule associated cell migration factor
Exons: 18
Coding region: 71-2350 (759 amino acids)
Biological process (GO): autophagy; response to starvation
Cellular component (GO): cytoplasm
Molecular function (GO): protein binding
Source: RefSeq, a predicted model, not a curated record